GAUAAAGUAGACAGAGGGCGCUUCUAAAAAAAAUGGCAGCCUCCAUGAGAGAGUCAACGUGAUAAUUGUAAAGACGGGAACACUGGACCAGGCGCUCUACAGCUAAAUUGAAAUGGGAAAAUCAAAAGCAGAAAACACAUUUAAGUUCCAAUCGUUCACAGAGAGGAUUGCAGGUGUUAACAUUGAUGUCAUCCACAAGAUCAGACAUCACGAUGACACCCCUGAUGAAACUUCAACAUAUUUCUGUGAGGCAUUACAAAAAUGGUCCGAGUUGAAUUGCACAGAACAUUUCACAAACUUUAGGAAAGAGAUAAGUGACCAAGUACAGACCUUUGCUCAGUUAGUCCAUCACAAGGAAGAAAUAAUAGCUGCUUUAAAGACACACUUGGCUAUUCCUGAUAGUUUGGCACUUGGACCCCUUCUGAACCUCUUGGUGCAGCUGGCUCGAGAUCUACAGACAGACUUUUACUGCUAUUUUCACGAUUUCUUUGACUUGCUGCUAAACCUACUUAGCAAAAAUGCUCAGGACCCUGAACUUCUAGAACAGAUUUUUUCAGCUCUGUCAUACAUAUUCAAGUUCCUGUGGCGUUACCUAGUCCGAGACAUCAAAGAUGUUUAUCAGUAUUUUUCCACUUUAUUGAGAAAGAAUAACAGAGAGUAUAUUGUCAACUUUGCUGCAGAAAGCUUUGCCUAUCUGAUGAGAAAGGUGAAAAAUCAUGGAGAGUUAUUUGAUUUUCUGUUCCUUACCUUGGAAGAAUCACCUGAGACUGCUGAGGGAGUGGGCCGUUUGUUGUUUGAGAUGGUCAAAGGCGUACAGAAACAGUUCCACAGCUGUACCCAGAAGACAUUCCCUAUAGUGCUGAAAAAACUGGAGGAGUGUCAAGAUGGAAAAUAUGAACAGCUGCCCUGGGACCAUGUAGAAUCAGCAGUCACUGAAAUGUUUGUAGCAAUGGCAAAACACACAGACAAAAAGAACUCAUCAGAGAUAUGGAAAGUGUUAAUUUCUGGAGUUGAUGAGGUACACAAGUGCUGGGAAAAAGCUGCUAAGAAAAACAAAGAGAAAAUCUCCACCCACUUGUUACGACUUUUACGAUUAAUGGGCAUGUGGAUAAACCACAAAGGAGGAAAGAUUAUAGCAGAGCCUGAAACUGUAGCACAGUGUUUACUGAGCAUGCUAAGGGGAGACCACCUGCCCGAGGCUGUAGGGGGACAGUUGCUGGAGGAUGUGUCCUCUCUGUUGGUGACCUGUACCACUGUCUUACCUGUGGAGACCACAGUCAAACUAGUCACCAGUGUUUUCAAAACUAAAUAUCCAGAAAGUCUGGUCUUCUCCUUUACCAGAGCUGUUCUUGACUUACCAAUAUUUGAGAAGGAUGUUUUGCCCUCCCUGCUGCCCUACUGUCACCAGGUGAUGAGUGGGAGGGACCAGGCCUCACAUGAACUCACCAUUCAUCUACUGACACAUGUCACUCAACAGAAAGCCCCGCCUCCCACUGAUGGCAGUGAGCUGGCUCAGCUGCAGGCAUACAUGAUGGAUUUCGGAGUAACCAAAAAGACUGGAGUUCCCAACCACAUCAUGUCUGCUUUGAAGACAGUGUCAGCAUCAGACAUAGUGAAGGGUGUCAGUGAUUUACCUGAUGUGUGGUCAGCAUUGGUUCUCUUACCCCAUGUCAGACCAAUACUGGACAAGAAAGAAGCCAUUCAGUGUGUUACUUCACUAUUUAUGAAUCUUUUAAAAAGUGUAUCAGCAGAUACCAAUGAGAUCUCCAAAGGUGAAAUUCUCCACAUCAUGUACCACUGCCUCCUGGCCUUGCUUUACAUGCAGGAGGAUGGGGAGAUGUUUGAAUGGAUUCCUCAGGCAGAAGUUGCUUCCCUUUUAAGCCAUUACCCUGAGAACAUCACAGUCCUGGAAAUGGCUGACCUGUACUUCACCCAGGCCUUACUAGAUGGCAGCACUAGUGUCACCUCUGAGGAGUCGCUGCUACAGGUGUACCAAUCGUUAGAGAAAAACCUGACCUCUCCCUUCUCCAAGGUCCGUAUGCUGACAUUAAGGAUCCUCUCCCAGUUCUCAUUCAGGCUGCCAGCUCAAGAGGAUGGGGAUCCCAACAGGCUGGAUGUAUUCAGGAUUUGCCUGGAGGCAGAGUUAGUUCCCUUGAAUGUUCAGGACUUCCGGAGAAAGCUGCUCUUUUUACAAAAGCUGCAGUUUGACAUUGUUCAGAAAUCCAUCCCUGUGGGGCCAUUUACUCUGGUUCCCCUGAGGUAUUUGAUUGGAGCUCUCCACAUAAAUUUCAAAUUACUAUGGGAACCCCUGACCAAACUUAUCGCCAGCCAUGCUGCUGGUCUGGAUAAGACUGUGUUCUGGGAACUAUACAGACAGACCCUGCAAGAUGCAGCACACAAAUGUGAGGAGGCUAUUUACCAAACAGAAAACAAGCCCAACCCAGAGGAGGAGGAGGAGUCAAUGGAGGAAGAUGACAGUUUAAGACAGCUUUUUGUUGAGAGCUAUAGAUCACAUGACACAGCUGAGAAACCAGAUGAAGUUAACUUUAGGUUCUAUCUGUGGAAGUCCAUGCGUCUGUUUCCUGAGCUGUGUGAGAAGAAAAACAGAGAUGUGGUGCCUUUGUUCUUUGACUUCAUAAGCAAAGAAUACUACAAUGUAGAUCUGUCAGCGGCUCCCACACAGAACAUACUGAAAAAAGAAACACAGGUGUCAGCUGAGGCUGAGGAGGAGGAGGAGGUUGAAGAAGAGGAAGAUGAGGAAGAAGACCAUGUGUUAACCAGAACCGAGAGUAAGAAGAAGGAGGAGGAGAAGAUAGAGAGGAAAAGGAAAAAGUCAGAGUCCAAGUCAGAAUUGGAAGAAGAUAUUGAUGAAGGCCACAAGAAGGGAGGAAAACAAAAGAAAGGAAGGUUGCAGGGGAAGAUGGUGAAACCAGGGAAGUCAGAUGGCUCCAGACUUAAAAGCAGAGCUGCAACUAGUGGUUUGUUGGUUCAUCUGGAGCUGUUCAGUAAAUUCACCAGUCCCAAGUCCCUGUACAGAGAAGCUGAACUACGACAGCUGUAUGAACAGCUGCUGCUCCACAAGAAUGGCAAGGUACAGAGAGUGGCCUUCAGUUGUAUCAUGACUUAUAAGCACAGAUACCUAGUACCAUACAGGGAGAAUUUUGAGAACUUGCUGGAUGAUGCCAAGUUUAAGACAGAGAUUGUGUUGUUCAGCAUUGACCAUGAGAACAGCAUCAUCAGUACAGAACACAGGGAGCAGGUGCUGCCCAUACUGAUGAGGAUAUUGUAUGGGAAGAUGCACAGUAAGACAGGGAAGGACUCAGCGGGAAAAUCCAACAGUCAGUUCCGGAGAUCCAUCGUGUUCCGAUUCCUGAACGGCUGCAGCGGAGACGAAAUCAUCAAGUUUAUGGAAAUGGUGUUUGAGAACUUCAAGCAUUUUGUCACAGAUGAUAUUUUGGCUAUGGUAUGCAAAACAGAAAAAGAACUGGAUCUGUCAAAAAUGAUUCCACUGAGAAAAAUGACAGGGGCUUUGAAUACAGUGGACAUGAUUGUAAAGAAACUAGGUCACCUGAUAGAGGGUUACCUCCCCUCCCUGGAGUGUAUCCUGUUGGGACUGACCGCGACCUGUGUGGCCUGUCUGGAGAGGAGAGAGGAGGUGACCCCCGGGGCCCUCAAACCCCUCAAGAACCUCCGACAGCUGUGUAUAGCCCAGAUACAGCAGUUCUAUGACAUCUUUGACUCCUACAAGUUCUCUCCCAAGGAGAUCGAUGCCAUGUUCCAUGUGGCUGUUUGGCCACAGUUGUCAAAGCUGCAGUUUGAAGGCAUCUACCAUCCCACACCCCUCCUAAAGCUCCUGCAUAUGUGUGCAACAAACAGAAGGUAUUGGACAUUGUUGGCAAAAUGCCAUGAUUCUGACAUGACCUUGACCCCAAUAAGUGCAGUGUUGAGACUCCUUAAUGCCAAGGAUGUCAGCAAGACUGUGACAGAUUUUAUCAUUGUCAUGUUAGAUAACCUGUUGUCUAGAGAGGAGGAUGAGGAAAUGGAGAGUAUCACCACGGCAACACCGGUCAAGGUCAACAAGAUGAUGCAUAUCAGUGUUUUGGAAGUAGAACAAUUUGGAGUGGAGCUCCUUAAACCCCAUGUAUCAGACAUACUGACUUAUAUACAGAGGGCGAUCAAAAACAUCAAAGGACAAGGCAAGAAGUCACAGGCUGCUGGCAAAGAGUUAUCUAUCUUGUCUAGAAUCAGCGAGUUUGUGACUGACCAAUCAGCUUGCCUGUCACUGAUUGAACUCCUCCUGCCAUUUUUGGGGGAAGGGCUUAGUCGAACACCGGACACGGAGAUCAACAUUCUGAACAGCAUCAGGAACCUGCUUGAGAAAGUGGAGGACAAAAAGAAGUUCUACAGACAUAUUAGCAAGCUGUUUGGGUACAUACAGAAUCGUCAGUCAAGAAUUCUUAUCUGUCAACUGAUUCAGGUCAUUGCCAAUAGUAACCAGGAUUUGAAGGAUAUCUCUCAACUUCUAACAGAGAUGAAUGCUUGGGAUCCUAAGCACACGGAGGAGCCAGACUACAUUAAGAGACUGAACGCUCACAAGAAAGUCAACGAAGCGAUAAAAAAGAUGGAGGAAAAACUAGAUGUGGACUUCUUGAUUCCUGUGCUCCACUCCUGCUGCUACUGCAUAAAAAUGGUUGAUGAUAUGUCGCUAAGAGACAACGCCACCCACACACUGGUUACCAUGGUGAAGCAGUUCAGUGUUGUGACGUAUGACCAGGACGACUUCAGAGAACUUAUAUCAAACGGAUUGGUCCAGGAGGUCAAAGCAGGUUUUAAGAACAAAAAAGAGACUGUGCGCCAUGAGUUCAUCGCCCUUCUUUCCGUUCUGGUGGACACCUUCCCAUCACAUGACAUGUUCGCUGACCUUGUGGUUCUCAAGGACAAAGAUGUGGAGGCCGACUUCUUUGAAAACAUCAGGCACAUUCAGACACACAGACGCUCCAGGGCGUUGAAGAAGAUGAAGCGGAUCCUGUACUCCCGGUCGGUCCGUAAGGAGAUCCUGGUCUCCUACCUCCUCCCCCUCACCUCCUCCUUCCUCCUGGAUGAGACGUACACCAAGGCCCAGGGGCUACAGGAGAGUGCCAUUGACUCCAUGGCGACGCUCUGUAAACAGCUGCCAUGGCACGUUUACAUCCACCAGCUCGACUACUUCCUGUCCAUGCUGUCCAAGAAGUUCGAGAAGAAGAAACUCCUGGUCAGGGUUAUUGUUGGAAUUCUGGAUGCCUUCCACUUUGAUUUACGAAACUCCCAGCAUGCAGUUGUCAAUCUACCAGACGCCAUUGCCAAGAAGAAAGCCAAAGGAGAAAUAACAGAAGAGCCAAACCCUCUUGAAGACACUGAAAUGGAAUCUACAAAAGAGGAGGCAAUUCCAAUGGUUCCAGAGGAGGAGGAUGAAACUACGGCGACGACCCCUGACCCCUUAUCCAAGCAGCCAGACAGAAUGGUGAUCUGUUCUGUGGGCCAGGCCACCAGAAUUCACUGUACCAUCAUGAAAUCUGUCAUCCCUCAUCUACAGCGAUCCCUAACCAAAAAAGAGAAGAGCGAGGAUGAGCACAAGUUGGUGAGGAAGAACAUCGCUGAGGACAGCGAGGUACUGAGGGUCCCCAUCGCUCUGGCCAUGAUCAAGCUUCUCCAGAACCUCCCACACAAGUCUCUGGAGCACAACCUGCCAGGGAUCCUGUUGAAGGUGUGCAACUUCCUGAAGUCUCGAGCGGUGGAGAUCCGGAACACCGCCCGAGACACACUGGUCCAGAUCACCACCUCCCUGGGUCCUCGCUUCUUCCCCUUCAUCCUGUCCGAACUCAGGGGCACCCUCAGGAAGGGAUACCAGGUGCACGUUCUGUGCUACACAGUGUUUGUGCUGCUGAAGAAUCUGUUGCCCGUCCUAAAGCCAGGGGAUCUGUCUGUCUGCAGGAAGAGCUUGCAAGAUGUAUUCCAUGAGGACUUGUUUGGACAGGUCGCAGAAGAGAAGGAGGUGGCCGGGGUGACCACCAAACUGUUUGAGGCGCGGUCCUCCAAGAGCUACGACUCGUACAGAAUCCUGGCCCAAGUCAUCAGCAGAGAUUCCCUCAUGGCAUUCAUUACUCCAUUGAAAGAGGUGCUGGUUUCUACACACAGUCACACCAUUGCCAGGAAAGUCCAGGAAGUUCUCAAGAAGGUGGUAACUGGCUUGCUGGACAACCCCGGGCUGGACACAGAGUCCCUGAUGAUAUUUACCCACGGUCUGAUCACACAGUCCUUCCCGCAGCUCUCCGAAAAUCAGAGCAAGAAAAACAAGGGUGAGGACAAAGACACUCAGACUUUCCGGCCCCAGAGCUGUCUACUGUUACCCCAUGAACCGAAGCGAGGUGGAGACAAACCCAAGCUGAGCAAGAAGACCAACAUCCACGUACUGGUGGAGUUUGGUCUCCAGCUGAUGAGUCUGUGUCUGAGGAGGGGCCGCCUGGUGGCAACCGAAGAGGAGCACCGCAAACUGGUGGACCCCUUCAUCACCAUCCUAGCCGACUGUCUGUUUGCCAAGCACAUCAGGAUAAACACACUGAGUCUGCGAUGCCUGUGCUGGCUACUGAAGUUUGACCUGCCCUCUGUCAACAGCCACAUCACCAAGCUGGCUAAUGGCAUGUUCAUCCUGCUCAAAAACUACGCCUCAGCUGGGGCCUCCAAGGGGGAGAACCUGGAGCUCAUUUCUAUGGCAUUCAAGGCAGUGACAGUGCUGGUCCGGGAUGUGAAGAUCUACAAACUGGAGCAGACACAAUUACAGGUUCUGCUGACCUUCUGUGAAGAGGACUUGUACGACUACAACAGACAGAGCACUGCAUUCUCCCUGCUAAAGGCCAUUCUGUCUCGGAAGUUGAACGUUCCCGAGGUGUUGGAGCUGAUCAGGAAGGUGGAGGACAUGUCAAUCACCGCCGACUCCCCCCACGUCAGGAGAGAGUGCAGACAGAUAGCUCUGCAGUACAUUCUAGAAUACCCCUUGGGAAAGCUGCUGAAUAAACACUUGGAGUACUACGUCACACAGCUGUCGUAUGAAAUGGAGAUGGGCAGGGAAUCAGCCUUAGAAAUGUUGGCUACCAUAUUUUCCUCUUUUCCUCAGAACAUUUUGAAUGACCAUGCAGGGAUGUUCUUUAUCCCUAUGUCAGCUGCCCUAGUCAAUGAUGAGUCAACUAAAUGUAGAAAACUGACUGCAUUGGCCAUCAAGUCUCUUUUACAAAAGAUUGACCAUAACUCGAGGGUUGAACUUUUCAACAUUACACAGAAAUGGUUUACUGAUGACAAGAUAAACCAUCGCAUCCUUGCUGCUCAGUUGACUGGUCUAUUUAUAGAAGUGGAGUCAGCCAAGUUCUCACACCAUUUAUCUGUGAUAUUACCCAUAAUUCAACAGCAAAUAGACCCAGGCAGAUAUUCAGAUAAUUCUGGGGGUUCUGAGGGGGAGACAGAGAAGGACAGGCUCCUGUUCAACUGUCUGAACACGCUGCUCAAGUUACUGAGGGAGUGUGACCUCAUCAGGGACGCAAAGUGGACUGAUGACAUGAACCUUAUCUGGGAGAGUAUCAUCAGUCACUUGGGAUAUGAACAUAUGUGGGUACAGUUGGCAUCAUGCCAGCUGAUAGGUCUGCUAUUUGCUGCAUGGACUCCAGAGGAAAUCCUACAGCCAGUAGAAAAAUCUGGUCAGACGGACUUCAUUAAAACAGAUUCCAUCAAUAAGCUUGAAAGUUUGGCAUUGGACCUUAUAACACAGUUGCAAUCCAAAUAUCUGACAGAUGAACUGGCCAAUCAAAUCAUCAAAAACAUGGUGUUCAUUGCCAAGGUAGCCAAGCUCCUCAGUGACAUAGAGAGUUCAAGUGACUCUGUGGAGCAGAAAGGACAGAGGGGUUCCAAGGGCAAAAAAUGUUUGUCGUUAAGAUGGCUGGUCAAGAAAAUGGUCCGAGAAGCAAAUCAUGAAGCUGUCAACCAACCCAAAACUACCAUCAAGAGGUCCAGUGUGUUUAAGUGGAUCGCGGCCCUCAGUAUGGACCUAGGCCCCACACUACUGCCCUCUGUUGUUCCUAUAGUGAUGCCCGCCUUACAAAGGGAGACAAAUGAGAAUAACCCAAACACAGAUUCAGCUCUUAAGAGUCUGGCUCAAGAGGUCUUAGACAUCAUGAGGAAGAUUCUAGGCGUUGAAACAUACACUCAGCUGUUCGCCAAAACCCACAAAGAGCAGUACGACCGGAAGGAAAGCAGGAAAAGAAAGGAUGCUGUGGAGGCUGUUUCAAAUCCUCAAUAUGCUGCCAAAAAGAAAAUGAAGAAAAAUUUGGCCAAAAGGGAAGCCAAAAAGAGAAAGCUAGAGGAGUUCCGAGUGUCAAAGAAAAUUAAGAAACGCAAAGUGAAAGACAUGGCUUUUACGUCUUGAUAGACAUUUGUUUUAAUGUGAUAUCCUAAUCCUCUAUGCAGCUUAAGAUGGUAUUGGGACAACUCCAUAUUGUGACGUACCGGGUAUUUUCUAUCAAAUUAAACAAUAAAUUCAAGUAUAAUUUUAUGAAUAUUUUCUCUCCCAAAAUUGUUACCUAACAGCUAGCGGAAUUGGUUAGAGUGUUCAUUACAAAAAAGUCCUGAGUUCGAAUCCCGCUGGGGUUUUUAGCUCACCUGAGCCAAAGGCUCAAGUGAGCUUUUCUGAUCACAAUUUGUCCGUUGUCUGUCGUUGUCGUUGUCGUAGUCGUUGUCGUCGUCGUUAACUUUUCACAUUUUCAUCUUCUUCUCAAGAACCACAGGGCAGAUUUCAACUAAAUUUGGCACAAAGCACCACUAGGUGAAGGGGAUUCAAGUUUGUUCAAAUGAAGGGCCACGCCCUCUUUAAAGGGGAGAUAAUUGAGAAUUAUUGAAAAUUUGUUGGUAUUUUUCAAAAAUCUUCUUUUCAAAAACUAUUUGGCCUGAAAAGCUAAAACUUGUGUGGAGGCAUCCUCAGGUAGUGUAGAUUCAAGUUUGUUCAAAUCAUGGUCCCCGGGGGUAGGGAGGGGCCACAAGAAGGGGAUCAAGUUUUACAUAGGAAUAUAUAGAGAAAAUCUUUAAAAAUCUUCUUCUCAAAAACUAUUAGGCCAGAAAAGCUCAAAUUUAAAUGGAAGCAUCCUCAGGAAGUGUAGAUUCAAAAUCGUUCAAAUCAUGGUCCCCGGAGGUAGGGUGAGGCCACAGUGGGGGGAUGAAUUUUUACAUAGGAAUAUAUAGAGAAAAUCUUUAAAAAUCUUCUUCUCAAAAACUAUUGGGCCAGAAAAGCUCAAAUUAAAAUGGGAGCAUCCACAGGUAGUGUAGAUUCAAAUUUGUUCAAAUCAUGGUCCCCGGGGGUAGGGUGGGGCCACAAUUGGGGGAUUAAGUUUUACAUAGGAAUAUAUAAAGAAAUCUUUAAAAAUCUUCUUCUCAAAAACUAUUAGGCCAGGAAAGCUCAAAUUUGAGUGGAAGCAUCCUCAGAUAGUGUAGAUUCAAGUUCGUUCAAAUCAUGGCCCCCGCGGGGUAGGGUGGGGCCACAAUAGGGGGAUGAAUUUUUACAUAGCAAUAUAUAGAGAAAAUCUUUAAAAAUCUUCUUCCAAAAAACUAUUAGGCCAAAAAAGCUCAAAUUAUAAUGGAAUCAUCUUCAGGUAGUGUAGAUUCAAGCUCAUUCAAAUCAUGGUGCCCGGGGGUAGGGUGGGGCAAAAAUGGGGGGAUCAAGUUUUACAUUGGAAUAUAUAGAGAAAAUCUAUAAAAAUCUUCUCCUCAAAAACAAUUAGGCCAGAAAAGAUCAAAUUAAAAUGGAAGCAUCCUCAGGUAGUGUAGAUUCAAGUUUGUUCAAAUCAUAGUCCCUUGGUGUAGGGCGGGGCCACAACGGGGGGAUCAAGUUUUACAUAGGAAUAUAUAGAGAAAAUCUUCUUCUCAAAAACUAUUAGGCCAGAAAGCUCAAAUUUGAAUGGAAGCAUCCUCAGGUAGUGUAGAUUCAAGUUUGUUCAAAUCAUGGUCCCUGGGGGUAAGGUGGGGCCACAAUUGGGGGAUCAAGUUUUACAUAGGAAUAUAUAGAGAAAAUCUUUAAAAAUCUUCUUCUCAAAAACUAUAUGACCAAGAAAGCUCAAAUUGGCGGGUAUUAACCAUCCUCAGAUAAUGUAGAUUCAAGUUUAUUCAAAUCAUGGUCCCUGAGGGUAGGGCGGGGCCACAAUGGGGGAUAUAUUUUUAUACAUAAAGAAAAUCUCUAAAAAAAUCUUCUUCUCAAAACUAUUAGGCCAGGAAAGCCCAAAUCUGAGUGGAAGCAUUUCCAAAUCGUAUAGAUUCAAGUUUGUUAAAAUAAUAGUCCAGUGGUAUGGUGAGGCCACAGUGGGGGAUGAAUUUUUACAUAGGUAUAUAUAGAGAAAAUCUUUAAAAAUCUUCUUUUUAAAGACCAUUUGGCCAGAAAAGCUUUAACUUGUGUAGAGGCAUCCUCGGGUAUUGUAAAUUCAAAAUCAGAGUCCCUAGUGGUAGGGCGGGGCCGUGAUGGCAGUUUGAAUUUUUACAUAUACAAUGUAUAGAGAAAAUCUUUAAAAAUAUUCUGGGAAAGUUUUUCGGUCCAAAACUCAGUACUUAGUGUGAAAGCACAGGUUAUGCAGAUAUAAGUUUGGUGAAACCAUGGUGAAACCAUGAUACCCUAGAGAAAAGUGGGGCAACAAAAUGGGGGGGGGGUAUAUAGGAAAAGAGAAAAAUCAUCUUACAGGUACAACAAGAAAAGGGGCUUGGUAUUUACCAAAAGAAAGAGGUGGAUAAAAAUUGGCAGAUUUUCAAUUUUUUUAGCAAGAUCUACUGUACUUAGUUAAGAUAUUUUGAUACUGUAAUGCUAAUUUGAUCAGAAUUAAGGCAAUUGUUGCUCAGGUGAGCGAUGUGGCCCCUGGGCCUCUUGUUAUAGUUUUUACCAUAAUUUCCUAAAUAUUUUUUUGUCAAAUAUUGUAAAAUUUGAAUAUUUUUAACCAGUGAGAGUAUUUUGAUUGAUAUAAUGUACUUUUACCCAUCGACGGAUGUCCCAUAUCACCUUAUGAAUAAGUUCAUUCAUAUUAAGUACAAAAUUUUAAUACAAAUCUUGAACAUGUAUAUGUUUAUUGUAUAUGAGAUACAUACUCUUCAGUUUACUUGAAUGUGUUGUUUGUUACUUGGCUGCUAUGUUAUUUCAAUGACUUUGUUUAAAGCUACAAUGAUUUUAUUGUUAUGAAUACUUGACAAAGUAAUACAUAAUAAAAGACUGAUAUUUU
This is a messenger RNA of Magallana angulata, 11270 nucleotides long. RefSeq names its product small subunit processome component 20 homolog. The record is from RefSeq and is a predicted model, not a curated record. Gene Ontology annotation, cellular component: 90S preribosome; small-subunit processome; nucleolus. NCBI's taxonomy places the organism in Eukaryota, Metazoa, Mollusca, Bivalvia, Ostreida, Ostreidae. The transcript is spliced from 62 exons. Bases 113 to 8449 code for a protein of 2778 amino acids.